Molecule: messenger RNA, 1102 nt
Organism: Galeopterus variegatus (Sunda flying lemur)
Lineage: Eukaryota; Metazoa; Chordata; Mammalia; Dermoptera; Cynocephalidae
Gene: LRRC75B
Product: leucine rich repeat containing 75B
Exons: 4
Coding region: 1-828 (275 amino acids)
Source: RefSeq, a predicted model, not a curated record
AUGGAGAGAAGCGGCUGUGACCCCUGGCUCACUCAGCGCUCUCUUCACCACCUGCAGGACCUGGGCCUUGAGGGGACCCUCCUCACUGACAUCCUCUACAGGAAUGUUGCCUUCCUUAACCCAGUGGACCCCAUCUCCCAUGACCUUCUCGUGAACCUGGCCCGAGACCUGCAGUGCCCCAAAAAGGACUAUGAGCUCUGGAAGUCCUCAGACAAGAUCUGCCGGCAGCUCAUCUACCACCUCACGCCUCACUCCAAGCAGCAGCGAGGGUCCAGCCUGCCCCGGAGGAAGACCCAGAGCUGCCUCAAGAGCAGCCUGCAGAAGACUCUGCUAGCAGAGGAGACCGUGGACCUCUCCGGCAUCCCGCUGUCGGCACGGGACGUGCAGCACAUAACACACUACCUGGGCAGCCACGGGGCUGGUCUGGCGGUGCUGGACCUGAGCUUCACGGGGCUGAGUGAUGAGCUGCUGCACCUGCUGCUGCCCAGCCUGUGGCUGCUGCCCCACCUCACCCAGCUCCUGCUCAACGGUAACCGGCUGACUCGGGCCGCCGCCCGCGAGCUCACCGAGGCCGUCAAGGACACCACCAAGUUCCCUGCGCUGGCCUGGGUGGACCUGGGCAACAACGUGGAUGUGGCCUCCCUGCCCCAGCCCCUGCUGGUUGGUCUGCGCCGGCGGCUCAGCCAGCGCACUUCACUCCCCACCAUCUACGAGGGCCUGGACCUCGAGUCUGGGGGCAGCACGGUUGGGGCCACCGCUGCUGCCUCCACCUGGGGCUCUGCAGCUGCUGGGCCAGGGCCCGAGCCCCAGGCCUGCUGCGCCAGGUGACCCACCACCCACCUGGCUCACUGCUACUGACUGACAAUGCUCUCUAGCACUUGGUGACAGCGAGUGACAGAGGCCCCAGAGGUCCCACAGGCCCCUAAAGAUCCAGUGCAAAUGCUCAGCCUGGGAUUAAGAGGACAGAAGGAGAAUGGGUUCAUAAGAGGCCAGAUGGUCAGCCCAGGCUGGAGUCUCAGCCUUCCCUCAGCAGGAGGGGCCUGUAACCCACAGUACAGACCCCACAAUAAAGGGUGAUGUCCCCCCCGCCCUCCCACCACCA